AUGAUGGUUCACAACCCUGCUAAUAUGGCUUCCGCAAGCUUGGGGGGGGAAAUCCAACAGCUCUCUGAAUUGCACACCCAACUCGCAGAUCUCGAUAUCAGUCGUCUUCAAGCUUCUCAUGAUCAUAGGCAGAAGCUCGAUAUUGUCGCAGCCAAGAAGGAGAGCUACUACAAUGGCAUCAAUCAAAUCCGCCAGGUCAUUCAAAGCAUAUGUGUUGCUGGUCAGAAACUCUUGAGCCCAGUCCAAGUCUCUCAAGGUGAUAUUGAGGUGACCUUGGGUACCGAAGAUGACCAGAAGAAUAUCGACAAUGCGUGGGAGGAUUUCGUGAAUGAGCAGGUCGAUGGUCUCACGGCUUACAAUGAUGAUACGGGUUCUGCCGUAUUAAAGCAGAGAAAGCACUGGCUGCUGACUCAAUAUAUGGUCGUGCAGAGAAUUUUGAAGAGUAUCAAUACAAUCCUCGGUUCCGACCUGGAUGAUGAAAGCCAUGCUAUGAUCAACUACAAUGAAUCUUCUUUCGGUGAUACUUGGGUGGCAAAUCUUGCCUCCGAUAGGAUUACCUUUCUUGAACUCGAACUCGCUAAGACCAAAGAGGAACUGAGAAAAGUUCAGGGUGAGAACGAAUCUCCAGUACUUGAAAUUGGAAGUACCAGAGAUCAGCUGCAGAAUGUUAAGAAGGAUUAUGAUGCUCUUCUAUCUGUUCAAUCAGACCUCGUCAAAGCAUCUACAAGAGUCAAAGACUUAGAGUAUGAAUUGUAUAGCAAAGAGCAUCCCAAUUAUGAUAUUAAUGCUCUUGCCAUCGCCACCAGCCUACGCUUCUUUAACCUGUCGACCCGACGCAAUGAUUUUGGAAUAUUUACUGCGAUCCGCGGCCGCAGAACUACGGAUGUUGACGCCAUCAAUCUCGGAUCAGCUGCUGUAUAUAGUGGCAAUAUUCGAGUCCAUGUCUUCUUGAUAAUGAGGAACCCCAACGGCAAAUUUAAUAAAUAUAGAGGACUUUUCGAGACGCUUUAUGGGGUCACGUUAGAAGAAGUAGCCCAGGGCCUAUACAGCAAGUAUCGCUUCAACUCAAAACACACCGAGAUCGCAAACUUGAGAGGCACAAUGGCAUACUGUUUAUCAUUCACUAAGCUCUCUCAUGAUUCGGGUAAAGAUAUUUCUUUCGAAUAUUACCGAGGACUUAGUGGACAGGUGUUUCUAGAACUUUGCGAGAGAUUGGGAUCGGCAGCAGAGGCGCAAAAGGCAUUUGACACUGAUCCAGAUGUUGAGGACAUGUGUGUUCAAAUGCGAAGAAUUGCAAAACAUACUACCUGGAUGGAGAGGCAAAGAAUUCAAGGUCAACGUGUGACUUCGUGA
This is a messenger RNA of Sclerotinia borealis F-4128, 1353 nucleotides long. The record is from the annotation of a GenBank genome assembly. Lineage: Eukaryota; Fungi; Ascomycota; Leotiomycetes; Helotiales; Sclerotiniaceae.